Molecule: messenger RNA, 911 nt
Organism: Cutaneotrichosporon oleaginosum
Lineage: Eukaryota; Fungi; Basidiomycota; Tremellomycetes; Trichosporonales; Trichosporonaceae
Source: RefSeq, a predicted model, not a curated record
UCUUUGUACAGUAGACGUCCAUCCUGCAACGACGAUCCUGCCCAGAAUGCCCAGAGCGGCAGGUGGCGCUCUUCCAUCAACUCGACACUCCUUAUUACCGGGAGCAAACGCCUCUGCGCCACAGUAAUGCAGACUGAAUACGCAAUGUUGGCUGGUAUGAAACACCCCGCGCGCCGAAGGCCAGAGGGCAAGAGGGCCAUGGACCAGUCGUGUCCUGUUUCGCUCCCAUGUCUUUACAACGUCCUGCCAGACAGGACUGCAAAACACCAGCCAAGACGCGCAAGAGCACGCGUUUCGAUCAAGGCACCAUCGUUUGACGUGGCCAGACCUCAAACAGGCGCUGACGUCGUUUGGGUUCCAGACAUGCUAGCCAAGUCUGGACAAGCGAUGAGAGCCUGUUUUGACACCGCAACGCGCCAAGCUGAUACCAAUCCCGACAGUCUCGGUUCACCCCUUCGUAUUCUGACGCGUCUCCCUCAAAGGCCGACAACCUUAUCGUUCUUUUGCUCUUCUUUGACCGCACUUCCGUCGCAACUCAUCACUCCAACUAGGUCCAAGGAUGAGACUCGCGACGCGGGCCGAAGGGCCAAAGAUGACCAUUUCAUUGACUGGACCCCGGGUUUCUUGACCCCGAGUUUGGUUCAAACGAGAGUGAAACUUCAGUGCCUCCUCCUCCAGUUGUUGAAGGCGAUGAGAUCACGUCUUAAUCACAUCGCGCCUCCUGCCCCUCCAAACGCGAGAGAGACGCGACCUUAGGUGGUUACUGAUGGUCGUCCAGACCCGGCCGAGACGCAACAUUAUGCUUCUCACUGACUGUUCCUCCAUCCGCGACCGAGACGCGACCGAGACGCGGCGUUAUGGUACUUUUGCCCUUAAUCGUCACUCCAGCUGGCGUUGCAGCAAGGCGGUAU